Leishmania braziliensis MHOM/BR/75/M2904 is the source of this 2322-nucleotide messenger RNA. RefSeq lists its product as hypothetical. The record is from RefSeq and is a predicted model, not a curated record. NCBI's taxonomy places the organism in Eukaryota, Euglenozoa, Kinetoplastea, Trypanosomatida, Trypanosomatidae. The coding region runs from base 1 to 2322 and encodes 773 amino acids. The transcript has a single exon.
AUGAAGAACAGUGUUGCUCGAACGCAACCGGAGAAGCACUAUGCGCAUGCCCCGCAGAGUGAGGAUUUGCCGUUGGCGAUUGGCGCUAAUUUUCACGAUGAUCCUAUCAAUCGAAGUACGCUGAGAAAAAGCCACAAUUUACUUCUCGAGAGAAAAACAGACUACGCACCUCAUACGAAAUAUUGCUACAGUGGCCAACCAUUCGAAAGGCUUCACACCGCCGCUGAGGCUGCUGCUGAGGACGAAGAAGCUGUAUGGAACGGGUGGUUCUCUGAAGAUUUCACGAAAGAGGAUCUAGAUAAUUUUGUUGUUCGAAUGCUGGGAUACUUUACCGAAGAUGUGUCAGAGAGCAGUGCGGAGAAAGAACGUGUGCGCAAGGUGUGCAUCAGCUUUUUUGUCAAGGACGACAGUCUUUCCAUCACCGAAAUUGCCCAGAAAAAUAGCGGGUUGGGUGAGUCGAAGAUUCUCUCUCGUCGUCAGGUUCCCAAAGACAUGCGAAAUCCAAAUGAUAUCUUUCUUCUUAGUGACUUUCGCAUCGGCGAUUCUGUGAGUAUUUAUGGCCAGACGUACUACAUCACCGAUAUGGACAAACGGAGUCGCCGUUACUUUCGCGAGGUUCUUGAAAAGGACAUUCCGGAUGCGCUGAGCAUUCCGCAGGACUCUUUCACCCGCACAGCUGCUGCCUCAGCGGAGCGGUCGACGAAACGAGUGGUGACCUCGGACGAUAUGGACCGCAAGCGCGCCAUCGAGCAGCAGCUAACGGGUAUCUACACGAAGCACUCUACAGAGGAUAUUGCCAUCACAAAGGAGUUCUUGAAGAACAAGAUCAACGAGCAUUUAACAUAUCUGGCGCUCUGGGAUGAUCGCGGCAACAUCAGCGGUGACUUACACUACUGUGUCAUUAGAGUCUUUCUGGAAAACAACACCAUUGAGAUUGCCGAGUGUAGGCCAGAGAACAGCGGCCGAUGGGGAGGGCCGAUCUUGAUUCACCGCCAGCGAAUUCCACACCCAUCCGCCGAUUUGACGCAGAGCAGGUAUCAGCAGCAUACAUACGGCAAGCUUAUGAAAAACGAUUACUUGUGCCCCGAGGAUAUUCAAGUCGGCGAGACAUAUGUGAUUUACGGGAAGCCGUUUUAUGUGUACGACAGUGACGCUUUCACUCGCAAUUAUGUCAGAGAGAAAUACCAGGUAAUCAUCAAGGACGCUGUAGAUAUCGCUCCUUUUGGGACACUGGAAAAGCGGACAUCUGUCUUCUACCCGCCUCCGCCGAACGGGUUCGGUAGCGAGCGUGAAACGCGAAGCAAUUGGCUCUCUUUGGUUGGCAAGCCGGCAAGAAUCGACCAUGAGUUGGCGCAGCGCGAAUCUGGUCGUGUGAUGAGCUUUUCAGCGAAGCUUGCCAAGCCUAUUGUUGCCGGUGACGAAAGCAGAGAGUUUGUGAUUUCGUUUUAUCGUGAAACCAAGGAACUGGCGAUCUUUGAGAAGCCAAAGCGAAAUUCCGGCAUGCUGGGCGGCCGAUUUCUCGCAAAGGGAGCGCACCGCAAGGACAUGCCGAAUGGGACCACGGUACCAUUUUCUGCUGAUGAUUUUCAGGUAGGUCAGGUGAUUGAAAUUUACCGGCGCCCAUUUCUCCUCACUGGCCUCGACGCAGGAACGCAGAGAAUUCUCGAUGGCACUGACAAGGACGUCACUGAGGACCGCAUCAAAGGUCUUGUGGUGCUGCUGAAGCAGCAGCUGAACCUCAAGUUCACACGCUCAAGCGAGGCUUUUCUUGGGCUUGCACCCCAGGGCACGCUCGGCUAUGUUCAAGUGAAGGAGUUUCUGCGUGCAUGCAGCUGUAACAUCACUGAUGAAGAGGCGCUUUUGCUUGUGCAGAACUUGUCCCCCGGGACCGACGGUGUAAUCAGCUAUGAAGACUUUCGUCAAGUUGUGGAUGUCUCUUCUGAGUCGAUGGACGAGGCUUCGCUUACAACUCGGUCGAUCCGCAACGUAAACAUGACCAGGAAUGAUCAGCUGAAAUCUACCGCUACCGUUUCUGAAGAGAAGCUGCGACGCAAGCAACUCCGUGACGUGCUACAGUUCAAGCUUAUUCAGCGAAAGGGAAGUGUACAAGAGCAAUUUCGCUUGUUGAGUGAUUACAGCGCCAAUUCUCGACUCAACCGCGACAUGUUUCGCAUCUCUCUCAACACUGUGCUGCAUUUUAAUAUGAGCAAAGAGGACGAGGAUACACUAGUGUCUCUACUUUUCGACAAUGUCGAGGACGAAAACGGGGACAUUACAUACAAGCAGUUCCAAGAGUUUGUGGACUCUGUUGACAAUAACUGA